GCUCUGUAGACAAUUUGUUCAGUUGCAAUUGUUAGUUAUUGCACAGGCCAUCACUGCUGAUUGUUAUUACAUCAUUUGCUAGCCGAGUAUAGCGAGUUAACCAGUCUCUCUAUUUUUGCCUACCAUGUCUCACGAAGUAAAGACAGAUCCCCAUCUUGAAAAGGAUGAAAAGGAUGAUGUCCAUGUUCAUGUUGAAGUAGCUGAUGCUAUUGACGCUGAACUAGAACAAUUGAUUCAGACCAACCCCUCUAAAGGUCUUACAGAUGCUGAGGUCGAGGAACGUCUUGCAAAGUUUGGACCUAAUGAAAUUCCCGAAUCUAAAUCGAAUCCGUUCCUCAAGUUCCUUGGUUACUUUGGUGGUGCCAUUUCGUUUUUGCUUGAAAUCGCUGCUCUGGUCUCUGCCAUUCUUGGAGAUUGGGUCGAUUUUACUAUUUUGAUUAUCGUUUUGAUUGUUAAUGCCGUUAUUGGGUUCCACGAGGAGGCCAAGGCUGAAUCUGCUCUGGAUGCUCUUAAAAAUACCCUGGCUCUUAGAUGUCGUGCAUGGCGUAACGGCGCACUGGUCGAGGUUGAAUCUGUACACUUGGUUCCGGGCGAUGUGAUUGCUCUCCGUCUUGGUGAUAUUGUUCCCGCUGAUGCCCGUCUUCUUGGAAUUGGUGUCACUGGAGCUGCAACUGAAGGUACUCUCCAAAUUGAUCAGGCUGCUCUUACCGGUGAAUCUCUCCCUGUUUCAAAAGGAAAAGGAGCUAUCGUUUACUCUUCUUCCAUUGUCAAGCAAGGCCAACAGCUGGCUGUUGUUACAAAAACCGGUCUUCACACAUUUAUUGGUCGUGCUGCCAAUCUGAUUUCCAUCACCACUGAGGAGGGUCAUUUCCAAAAGAUUAUCAAUCAGAUUGGAAACUUCCUCAUCAUUAUUACCGUUGUUAUGGUUGUUAUUAUCAUGAUUGUCUACCUUACCGUCAAGCCUGUUAUAAACGAGGCUGGCCAUGUUGUCACCGAGUUUGGUGAGCGUUUCAAGCUUGCUCUCAAGCAGGUGCUUGUUCUUACUAUUGCUGCAAUUCCCGUCGGUCUUCCCACUGUCAUGUCUGCCACUAUGGCUGUUGGUGCUUCCCAGCUUGCCAAAAAACAGGUUAUCGUCAAGCGUCUUACUGCCAUUGAAGAACUUGCUUCCGUUUCCAUUCUAUGCUCUGACAAAACCGGUACUCUGACUCUUAACCAGCUUUCAUUUGAUAAGCCUUAUCUUGCCAAUCGCGGAAGCACUAAUUCCAAUCUCGCUGGAGAUGGUACUGGUCGCUAUACCGAGGAUGAUCUUUUGCUUUCCGCCUACUUUGCUUCCGAACCAGGUGCACCCGAUCCUAUUGAAAAGGCUACUCGUGAUGCUGCCCAAGAACGUGUUACUCUUCUGCGCGAGCGUGAUGUUCAGGACCAUAACAUUCCUGGAUACCUUGUCAACGAAUUCUUACCCUUUAAUCCUACUUCCAAGUAUACUGAAGCCACUGUUACCGAUAACUCUACCGGAAAGAAAUUCCGUUGCAUUAAGGGUGCUCCCCAGGUCAUUGCUCGUAUGUGCGGCGGCCACGAUGAAGGAAAUACCGCUGUUAUUGAUUUGGCCCGUCGCGGUCUCCGUGCCCUUGGUGUUGCUCGUACCAUUGACGCUGAAUGCAAGGUCUUUGAGCUUGUUGGCAUGAUUUCGCUGCUUGAUCCUCCUCGUCCCGAUUCUGCUCAGACCAUCAAAGAGUGCAACGAAUAUGGUAUUGGAGUUCGUAUGAUUACUGGUGAUCAGCUUAUUAUUGCCAAGGAAGUAGCUCAUCGACUUGGCAUGCAACGUGCCAUUCUUGAUGCUUCAAGACUCGUUGAUCCUAACAUUACCGAGGAGGCUCUUACUGACCGUUGCAUCAAGGCUGAUGGAUUUGCUCAGGUUAUUCCUGAACACAAGUACCGUGUUGUUGAACUUAUGCAGAAGCGUGGCUUGCUUGUUGGCAUGACAGGCGAUGGUGUUAAUGAUGCUCCUGCACUCAAAAAGGCCAACGUCGGUAUUGCUGUUGAAGGCUGCACUGAUGCUGCUCGUUCUGCUGCCGAUAUCGUUUUGCUUGCUCCCGGUCUUUCUGCCAUCGUUGAUGGUAUCAAGACAUCGCGUUCCAUUUUCCAGCGCAUGCGUUCUUAUGCUCUGUAUCGUAUUGCCUCGACAAUUCAUUUCUUGAUCUUCUUUUUCAUAUCCAUGCUUGCUUUCGAUUUUUACCUGCCCGAUCGUUUGAUUAUUAUUAUCGCUGUGCUCAACGAUGCUGCUACCCUUGUGAUUGCCUUUGAUAACGCCAAGAUCUCCAAGCGUCCCGACAAGUGGCGUCUUGGCCAGCUUAUUUCUUUGUCGUUCGUUCUUGGAUUUUUGCUCAUGAUUAUUUCGUUCUGCCACUUCUUCGUUGCUCGUGCUCUUGUUACCGAGCCUGAUCCUCAUAUUCGAGCAGGCAUUAUUCAAACCAUCAUGUAUCUGCAAAUUUCUUCAUGCCCCCAUUUCGUCAUUUUCUCUACUCGUGUUGAAACUUGGUUUUGGACUUCUAUUCCUUCAUGGAAAUUCUUCCUUGCUAUUAUUGGUACCCAAAUCAUUGCCAUGUUCAUGUCCAUCUUUGGUGCUUCUUUCCUUUAUGCCACUGCUAUUGGCUGGGGCUGGGGUGUUGGUGUACUUUUCAUGUCGUUUGUUUUCUUCACUGUACUUGACGUCUUCAAGGUUGUUAUUAUUCGCUCGUGGUCAUUUGAGCUUACUGCCGUGCUAUGGCCCGUUCCUUCUCGCCGCGCAAAGCUGCUCAAGCGUCAACAGGAUGCUAUCCUUCACAAGCGUGUCCAUAUUAAUAUUGCCAAACUUCGUCGCGCUGCCGUUAUGGCCGGUGUUGUCGGUCAUUGGAGAGAUGUCACACUGUCUUCCAAAAAGCAUCAUGCAUAAUUUUUUGGUCCAGUUUUGGGAGUCUUAAAACUUCAAUUUUUCAAUACAGUGUUAUUUUUAGUU
Batrachochytrium dendrobatidis JAM81 is the source of this 2995-nucleotide messenger RNA. RefSeq lists its product as uncharacterized. Gene Ontology annotation, molecular function: ATP hydrolysis activity; P-type proton-exporting transporter activity; ATP binding. NCBI's taxonomy places the organism in Eukaryota, Fungi, Chytridiomycota, Chytridiomycetes, Rhizophydiales. The transcript has 3 exons. Gene Ontology annotation, cellular component: plasma membrane. The record is from RefSeq and is a predicted model, not a curated record. Gene Ontology annotation, biological process: regulation of intracellular pH; proton export across plasma membrane. Bases 125 to 2932 code for a protein of 935 amino acids.